AUGAAGUAUUUCCGCUGUUUUUGGCCCAAUUGUCACUUCAAGACUAAAUUGAAAACAAGUUUAAGUGAACACCAAUUAAUUCAUACAAAUAUCAAACCAUUUAAAUGUGAUUUUAAUUAUUGUAAUAAAGUUUAUAAACUAAGAUCACAUUUAUUUCAUCACAAAAAUAUCGUUCAUUUAAAUAAAAGAAUUAAAUGUGAUUUCAAAGACUGUGACAAAACAUUUACAAACAAAUAUAAUUUAUUUCAACACAAAAGUUGUGUUCAUUUGAAAGAAAAGAGGUUUAAAUGUAAUGAAAAAAAUUGUGGCAAAAUGUUUGCUACAAAACAACAUUUAAUUAAACACAAACUCAUUCAUUCGGGAGAAAAGCCAUUUCGAUGCGACUACAAUGAUUGUAAUAAAGGUUUUAUACAAAUAUCAGAUUUAGUUAAACACAAAAGUUGUGUUCAUUUUAAGGAAAAGCUAUUCAAAUGUAAUGAAGAAAAUUGUGGCAAAGGUUUUGGUCGAAAAUCAACUCUAAUUUCACACAAAUUUCAACACUUGAAUGAAAAACCAUUUAAAUGUGAUUUUAAUGAAUGUAAUAAACGUUUUACAAAUAAAUCACAUUUGAAUCGACAUAAAAGUUAUGUUCAUUUGAAAGAAAAUAUUUCAGAUCUAAUUCGACACAAUGGCACACAUUUGGGAGAAAAACUAAUUGCCAACAUCUAUCACGCGUACCAUUUGGUUAAAAGCCAUGGCAUUCCUGACAGCAAUAUAAUUGUCAUGCAUUACGACGACAUCGCACACCACGACAGUAACCCUACGCCCGGUGUAGUCGUCAAUCAGCCCAACGGCACUAAUGUCUACGAAGGAGUGCCCAAACACUAUACGGGAGAGGAUGUCUCAGCCAAAAAUUUUCUACGUGUUAUAAAAGGCGACCCAUUAUUGGCAUUAAGCGGGAAGAAAGUGCUUCGCAGCGGACCACUGGAUAAUGUGUUUAUAUACUUCUCAGAUCAUGGCGGACAUGCCUUAGUUGCCUUUGCAAGCGAUUACUUAUACGCCAACGACUUGAACGACGCGUUGCAAUACAUGUAUCGCAGGAAAAUGUAUUCACGGCUUGUCUUCUAUAUGGAAGCGUGUUAUUCGGGUUCAAUGUUUGACCAAUUUUUACCAAAUAAUAUCAAUGUUUACGCUAACACUGCGGCCAACACAACUCAAUCAAGUUAUUCGCGUUAUUACGAUAGUUAUCGUAAAACUUGGCUUGGUGAUUCAUAUAGUUCGCACUGGAUGGAAAACAGCGAGGCCAGCAAUUUGGCCAAGGUGACACUUGAGGAUCAGUAUGUACUCGUUAAGAAUAUUACCACUACAUCUCAUGUUCAGCAAUAUGGUGAUAUGACAGAAAGUAAUCAACCACUAUCACUGUUCUUGGGCGUUUCAAAUGUGAUGAAAAAGAUUGUGGUAAAAGUUUUAGCGAAAAACAUGGUCUUAUUCAACACAGACGCGUUCAUUCGGGAGAAAAGCCAUUUGUUUGUGAUUUCAAUGAUUGCAAUAAAGAAAAGCGAUUCAAAUGUAAUGAAGAAAAGUGUGGCAAAAGAUUUGUAA
Medioppia subpectinata is the source of this 1581-nucleotide messenger RNA. The record is from the annotation of a GenBank genome assembly. Lineage: Eukaryota; Metazoa; Arthropoda; Arachnida; Sarcoptiformes; Oppiidae.